ACGCUGCCUCUGUGGUUUCCUCUGUGGGAUGCAGAGAUGCAGUGCCCUGCGUGGAAGGUCCUGUCCAGAUGGGUGCUGCAGCUGCACGCACCCAGCGCCAGCAGGCAUUAAAGAGGAGCCCCGGCCACCUGCAGCACGCUGCCUCUGAUGUUCUCCGAGUGAAACUUGAUGCUGUUCGGCAAGGACACACCUCUUCCAGGGUGUUGUGCAAAAUUCUGCAUUUUAACGUAGGGACAGGAAAUAUGAACAGAGCCGGGCAGAGCCCGCAGCAGCACCGCCGGUUAGGCCACAGCUCCCCGGCUCUGCGGGAGCAGAACCAAGUGUUUGCUUCUCUCAUCAACCCCACUGUGACUUCCCAGUGCUUUGGGAGCCGUGGCUCCCACACUAAUUGGUUUUGAAGGAUUGGCAUUGCUGCUGCCUUCGGGAGCAGCUCUGCAGAGGCUGUUUUCCUCCUUUCUCUUCCUGCUCCAUUUCCUGCGAUGGGUCUGUUGCAAAAGAUUCUCAUCCCCGUUUUGGGACUGGUUUUGGCCUUCUGUUUUUAUGCGUCGAGGGAGAAUUUCAAACCUGACAGGGUUUGGAUAAAUUAAACCCCCCUGUGCCUUGGUCCCCAGAGAUGCUGAGAGGGAAGCGCGUGAUCGUCACCGGAGCCAGCGCCGGCAUCGGGGAGCAGAUGGCGUAUCACCUGGCACGGAUGGGAGCCCACGUCCUGGUCACGGCGCGGACGGAGGCGAAGCUGCAGCAAGUGGUGGAGCGGUGCCGGGCGCUGGGGGCCGGCUCGGCGCGGCUGGUCAGCGGCAGCAUGGAGGACACGGCCACGGCCCGGCAGCUGGUGGAGGUGGCCGAGGCCGAACUGGGAGGCCUCGACAUGCUGAUCCUUAACCACGUCGGCAAGUCGUACUUCAAUUACUUUGACGGGGACGUUGGGCACGUCCAGAAGCUCCUGGACAUCAACUUCCUGAGCUACGUGGCCAUGACGGUCUCUGCCCUGCCCAUGCUGAAGCGGAGCGGGGGCAGCAUCGUGGUGGUCUCCUCCAUGGCGGGUAAAGUUGGGUUUCCCUUUACGGUCCCCUACUCUGCAACUAAGUUUGCCCUGGAUGGAUUUUUCAGCUCCCUGAGGCAGGAAUUCAGCAUCCAGAGCGUUAACGUUUCCAUCACACUCUGCAUCCUUGGCUUCAUUGACACUGAGAACGCCAUGCGUGCGGCAUCCGACGUGCUCCUGAUGUCCCCGGCCCCCAAAGAGGAGUGCGCCCUGGAGAUCAUCAAGGGGGGGGCCCUGCGCCAGCGCGAGGUUUACUACCGCUACGCCUCCACCAAGCUGCCGCUGCUGCUGCGGGACUGGGCCGCCGAGCUCCUGGACCUCCUGGUGCGGCAGCGCUACCGCCCCGAGCGGCUGCGGGCGACCUGAGCCGCGCCGAGCUCCGGGCGAUGCCAGUGCCGGGCCGACAGCCGCCUCUGCUGGCCGCAGCCGUGCCUGCAGCCCUUACCUUCGCGUGAACCGCCUCGCCCGCACGGGAGCCGGCUGAGACCCCCGGCUGGGACCCCCGGCUGCGCUGCGGGAGCUGGCGAUGCGCGUUUCCCGCAGGUGCGCCCGGUCGGACCCGUGCCCUUCCCUUAGACCCGGGAUAAGCAGUAACUAACUGGUUAUUAAACGCAGCUUACUAACCUUGCCGCUGUGUGCCCUGUGGAGUUUUGGUGUUGUUUUGUUUUUAAUCUCCUCUUUCUCCGUUACUAAACGCUGCUGCAAAUGGGGCGUCGUUCCGUUGACUUGCCCUCCUUCGAUUAUUGAAUCUUGAAUCUAAUAAACCAUUCUUCCAUCUGAGGAA
Molecule: messenger RNA, 1823 nt
Organism: Numida meleagris (helmeted guineafowl)
Lineage: Eukaryota; Metazoa; Chordata; Aves; Galliformes; Numididae
Gene: HSD11B1
Product: hydroxysteroid 11-beta dehydrogenase 1
Exons: 6
Coding region: 614-1405 (263 amino acids)
Biological process (GO): steroid catabolic process
Cellular component (GO): intracellular membrane-bounded organelle; endoplasmic reticulum membrane
Molecular function (GO): steroid binding; 11-beta-hydroxysteroid dehydrogenase (NADP+) activity
Source: RefSeq, a predicted model, not a curated record